GAGGAGGAGGAGGAGAGAGCGCGUGUCCGCUGCCCAAUGACAGCGCAGGAUGCUGGGAGACGCUGCUCUGCUCGGGUUGAAUGGAGGCGACAAGAUGCCGUCUAAAAGCGGCGAAGGAGAGGAAUUAACAUCGAUCAAGAUCUGACGUUGAUGUGUUCCACCCAUUAAGACAUGAAAUAAGUCACCCAUGUGCGGUUCCGAGGGCCAGAGCAGUCUCAUUUCAGCGCGCCCCUGUUAAGGACCCCUCUGGUGGCUGCACCGCCGAUUCGCAGGACAUGUACGGCAGUGCCAGAGCUGUAGGGCAUAUAGAGAGCAGCCCCGCACGGUCCCCGCGCCUGCCAAGGUCCCCCAGACUGGGCCAUCGGAGGGCCAACAGCGGGGGCGGGGGUGGUGCGGGGGGAAAGACGCUCUCCAUGGAGAACAUCCAGUCACUCAACGCUGCCUACGCCACUUCGGGGCCCAUGUACCUGAGCGACCACGAGGGCGUGGGCUCCACUGCCACCUACCCGAAAGGCACCAUGACUCUGGGUCGCGCCACCAGCCGGGCCAUGUACGGGGGCCGCGUCACAGCCAUGGGCAGCAGCCCCAACAUCGCUUCAGUGGGGCUGCCCCAUGGCGACCUUCUGUCUUACAGUGACCUGGGCUCCCUCUCCAUGCUGCAGCACCACCACCACCACCACCAGGGGGUGCCCUCCGCUCUGCUGAGGCAGGCGGUGCGGAGCAGUGGUGGGGAGCUGCUGGAGAUGCAGGUCCAGCUCAGGGAUAUGCAGAGGGAGAAUGAGCUGCUGCGCCGGGAGCUCGACCUGAAGGACAGUAAGUUGGGAUCUUCCACCAACAGCAUCAAGAGCUUCUGGAGUCCCGAGCUGAAGAAGGAGAGGAUAAUGAGGAAAGAAGAGGCGGCUCGCACAUCAAUCCUUAAAGAGCAGAUGAGAGUCACUCAUGAGGAGUGCCAGCUGCUGGAUGCCAGGAGAAACAAGCAUCUCCAGAUGACCAUCCAGGCUCUGCAGGACGAGCUGCGCACACAGCGAGACCUGAAUCACCUGUUGCAGCAGGAGGGCGGCAACCGCUCCAUGAACGACCACUUCACCACCAUCGAGCUGACGGAGGAGAACUUCCGUCGGCUGCAGGCCGAACACGACCGGCAGGCCAAGGAGCUCUUCUUGCUGAGAAAGACCCUGGAGGAGAUGGAGCUGAGGAUCGAGACCCAGAAACAGACGCUGGGCGCCAGGGACGAGUCCAUUAAGAAGCUUCUGGAGAUGCUGCAGAGCAAAGGGCUGCCUCCUGGGUCGGGCAGGGUGUCUGAGGAGGAGGAGCAGGAGAGAGCGAGGCGCAUCGCUGAGGCAGAGGCCCAGCUCGGACACCUGGAGGUCAUUCUGGAUCAAAAGGACAAGGAGAACAUCCAUCUGAGAGAGGAACUGCACAGAAGAAAUCAACUGCAUCAGGAUCCGAGCAAAACCAAGGCCUUGCAGACCAUCAUAGAGAUGAAAGACACCAAAAUUGCCUCUCUGGAGCGCAACAUUCGGGAUCUGGAGGAUGAGAUCCAAAUGCUGAAGGCGAACGGCUUACUGAACACAGAAGACAGAGAGGAGGAGAUCAAACAGAUGGAGGUCUACAAGAACCACUCUAAGUUUAUGAAGUCCAAGAUUGACCAGCUGAAGCAGGAGUUGUCAAAGAAGGAGUCGGAGCUGCUGGCUUUGCAGACGAAACUAGAGACCCUCAACAACCAGAACUCAGACUGCAAACAGCAUAUCGAGGUGCUCAAAGAGUCUCUCACUGCCAAGGAGCAACGUGCUGCCAUCCUGCAAACAGAGGUGGAUGCUCUACGUCUGCGUCUGGAAGAGAAAGAGUCCUUCCUGAACAAGAAAACCAAGCAGCUGCAGGACUUGACGGAGGAGAAGGGCACUCUCGCCGGAGAAAUCAGGGACAUGAAAGACAUGCUGGAGGUCAAAGAAAGGAAGAUCAAUGUCCUGCAGAAGAAGAUUGAGAACCUUCAGGAGCAGCUGCGGGACAAAGACAAGCAGCUGGGGAAUCUAAAGGACAGGGUCAAGUCUCUGCAGACCGACUCCAGUAACACAGACACUGCCCUGGCCACCCUGGAGGAGGCGCUGUCAGAGAAGGAGAGGAUUAUAGAGCGUUUAAAGGACCAAAGGGAGAGGGAAGACAGAGAACGUCUGGAAGAAGUCGAGUCCUAUAAGAAGGAGAACAAGGAUCUGAAGGAGAAGGUCAACAGCCUGCAGAUAGAGUUAACAGAGAAAGAGUCCAGUCUCAUCGAUUUAAAGGAACAUGCUUCAUCCCUGGCGUCCUCUGGCCUCAAGAGGGAUUCAAAGCUCAAGUCGCUGGAGAUCGCUAUUGAGCAGAAAAAAGAGGAGUGUAGUAAGUUGGAGACGCAGUUGCAGAAGCAAGCUGAGCAGCUAUUCAGUCACAUGAACAAUCCUAAGGCCCACGAGGUGGAGCUGCAGUCCGGUCCCAGGGGGAACCCCGAGUACGUGGACCGGGUGAAGCUGCUGGAGAAGGAGGUGAGCUACUUCAAGGACGAAGCCAACAAGGCUCAGACGGAGGUGGAGAGACUCCUGGACAUCCUGCGAGAGGUGGAGACCGAAAAGAAUGACAAGGACAAGAAGAUCGCUGAGUUGGAAAGCCCCCCUCCCUCUGCCCCCCGCCCCAUCCCUCGUCCCGGUGGCAGAGCUCCCCCUGACCCGCUCCCUUCUGUGUCCGCUGCCCCCCAGCAGAUAGGGGGCAUGGUGUGGGAUUUCCUGGGAAAUCUAGCUCCCAGACAAGGAGGCAAAGACCUGACUAAGAAGGGACCAAAUAUCAAACUGGGACCACAAGGGGACAAGAAGGGCUUAGGACAAGACCUCCGUAAAGACGGCUCCAUGGACGGCGGCCACCAUGUAAAGUUGGAGGAGCUGAUGAACACGCUGGAGAGGACGAGGCAGGAGCUGGAUUCCACAAAGCAGCGUCUGUCUUCCACACAGCAGUCGCUGCAGGAGAGGGACGGCCACCUCACCAACAUGAGACAGGAGCGCAGGAAACAGCUGGAGGAGAUACUGGAGAUGAAGCAACAAGCUCUGCUGGCAGCCAUCAGUGAGAAAGAUGCUAAUAUUGCACUGCUGGAACUGUCUGCCUCCAACAAAAAGAAGACCCAGGAGGAGGUGCUGUCCCUCAAGAGGGAGCGGGACAAACUGAUGCACCAGCUCAAACAACAUCCUCAAGUCAUGUCAGGUCUUCAAGGAGUCAAGUCUCAAACACAAAGCAGAAUGAAGCUGAUAGCCGACAACUACGAAGACGAGCAAUAUCAUCCACAUGGCCCUCACCACCCUCAGACACAGCCCCCGCACGCUCAGCCUCAGCCCCAGCCGCAGUACCCCCACGCUCCCCACGCUCCCCACGCUCCUCACGCUCCCCACGCCCCCCACGCUCCCCAUGCUCCCCACGCUCCCCACACCCAGCAGACUCCAUAUCCACACGCCAUGCAUCCGCAACACCCGCAGCACCCGCAGGCCCCCCAACAGCAGCAACACCCACAGCAGGCACAACCCCAGUACCCUCACCCACAGCACCCACAGCACCCCCAGCAGCACGCUCAGCACCCGCAACCGCCUCCCCAACACCAACAGCACCCGCGCCCACCGCAGCCCCAACACCCUCACCAACAGCACCCACAGCAUCCUCCGCAGCACCCGCACGGACAUCCCCCUCCGCAGCACCCUCACCCUCAGCAUCCACACGGCCCUCCCCAACAACAAGGACCCCAACAUCCACAUCCCCAGCACCCGCAACACCCUCAACACCCUCAGCACCCACAGCACCCACAGCACCCACACCACGCGCAACAUCCACGUCACCCAUCGCCCCAUCAUCGCGGAGGGCCGGCCCGAGGACCCCCGCAUGCUGGUCACCGCCCCGCGCCGGACCAGGAUGACGACGAGGGCAUUUGGGCGUAAUCCUUGCUGUGACAACCAAAGCUCUAAUAUUGUUUUGAGGGAUGAUUCGGUCACUACUGGAGGAGCACAGCCAUGCCACGAUGUUGAGACACUACCCGACCAAACAUUCAUUACCUCCACUCAAUCAACACUCAGCAAUGGGACCUUUGUCUAUUUUCCGGGGAAGAGGAGGGGGCACUCAGG
Sebastes umbrosus (honeycomb rockfish) is the source of this 4127-nucleotide messenger RNA. RefSeq names its product ELKS/RAB6-interacting/CAST family member 2 (gene erc2). Gene Ontology annotation, molecular function: structural constituent of presynaptic active zone. Gene Ontology annotation, biological process: neuromuscular synaptic transmission; regulation of synaptic plasticity; maintenance of presynaptic active zone structure. NCBI's taxonomy places the organism in Eukaryota, Metazoa, Chordata, Actinopteri, Perciformes, Sebastidae. Bases 276 to 3944 code for a protein of 1222 amino acids. Gene Ontology annotation, cellular component: cytoskeleton of presynaptic active zone. The record is from RefSeq and is a predicted model, not a curated record. The transcript has 22 exons.